UAUUGCGCAUGCGUUAAAGCCGUUUAAGAGAGGAGAAAAUGGGUUGAAUUUGGAAAUCGAAGAUCAUGAAUUAUUAGUUUUUAUAAAGUUGUACAGUUAAAAUGAUGACUGCCAUGCAUAUGCUUCAUAUAUUAAGAAGCUGUUUGUGUGGCUUAGAAUUCACCAUAUAUGGUGAUCAAUAGUUGACUUUUGGCAUACUGUGAAGCCCAGUGUAUGUCUGUGCAAGUGAUAGACAGAGAGAAGAUGCCAGCACAAGCCCCCCAGUGGACUGAGUUUCUGUCAUGUCAGGUGUGUUACAAUGUCUUCAAUGAGACUGACCGCAGGCCGGUCAGCCUGGCAUGUGGACACACAGUCUGUAGAACUUGCCUGCUGAAUCUUCCUCAGAAGAAGUGUCCGUUUGACCAGUGUGUCAUCACGCGGGACGUCAAUGAACUGCCAGUGAACUAUGCCCUGCUCCAGUUAGUAGGCGCUGCGAUUCCAGUGGACAGUGAGCAGUCAGCUCCUUCCAUCCCUAUACCAGAGAAGAUGAAGCAUUACGAAUCAGCAAAGCGCUGUAUAGAAGAAAUUGCAUUGUACCUUAAACCCCUCUCUGAAGGUUGUUCCACAGCAGCAGCUACAAGCUCAGUAACUAACAGCAUUUUAAGUCGUCCCAUGCAGAGAAAGGUUGUCUCUCUUGUUAGUUGUCAGUUAGUGGAGGAGGAGGGCAGAGCUCGUGCUGCUCGAGCAGCCCGAUCACUCGGUGAGCGGACGGUCACAGAACUCAUUCUUCAACAUCAAAAUGCACAACAGUUGUCAUCAAACUUGUGGGCUGCAGUGCGUUCUCGUGGCUGUCAGUUCCUCGGCCCUGCUAUGCAGGAAGAGGUUCUAAAGCUCAUCUUGCUGGCUCUGGAGGAUGGUUCUCUGCUGUCCAGGAAGGUGCUGGUUCUCUUUGUGGUCCAGCGGUUAGAAUCUCAGUACCCUCAAGCCUCCAAGACAGCUAUAGGACACGUAGUACAGCUCUUGUAUAGGGCAUCUUGUUUUAAGGUGACAAAACGAGAUGAAGAAUCGUCUUUGAUGCAGCUCAAGGAAGAGUUCCGUUCCUACGAGGCUUUGAGACGAGAACACGAUUCCCAGAUCAUUCAGAUAGCGAUGGAGUCCGGUCUGAGAAUUGCACCUGAUCAAUGGUCAUCGUUACUGUAUGGAGACACAAACCACAAAUCACACAUGCAGUCUAUUAUUGAUAAGCUUCAGACCCCCCAGUCCUUUACCCAGAGCACAAAUGAACUGGUUGUGGCCUUACAGAGGAGUGGAGACCCUUGUAAUCUACAGAGACUCCGCCCACAUUUAGAAUUCUUGGCCAGCAUUGACCCCAGCCCAGAUGCUCCAACUCCAUCAUGGGAGAAUCUGGAAGCUGUGAUGAAAGCAGUAAAGACAGUGGUGAAGGGAUUGGUGGACUUCAUUCAGAGCAACGGGUCAAAGAAGGUGGACAACACAGCUUAUGUUAAUGUCCGCUAUAAGACAAGCAUGUGCCGUGAUUUGUCUGAAAAGGGGCGAUGUCCCAGAGGAACAAACUGUACAUUUGCUCACUCACAGGAGGAACUUGAAAAGUUUAGAGCCAGGAACAAAAGAUCUGGUAAAAAUGCCUGUCCAUCCAGCGACAUUUCAACUUUGACCCCAAAACAGAAAGUCCAGCUUGACCAAAUCACAAAAACAUCAUUGGAGAAGCAGAGGCAAAUGAGCAGUAGUUGUGAUUCAGUCAUCAAGGACCAAAGUUUUGUGCCAGCUGGACCUCAGGACCUGAUCCAAGGAAUGAAUUCUCUCUCUGUGGUAGAUCAUGUCAAGGCAGGAGACCCUAAUGCCAUUUCCCCUCUUCACCUUCACCAGCCACAUGUCAACUUUCAGAAUCUUGCCACACAGCCUGUUCCGCCCAAUGUAGGGUCAAUGGUACCAGCACAGUUCCAAAUGUACCCCAACCACCAGUACAACCCGGGCAUGCUACAGGCAGGGAUGUACUCCAACAACCCACAAGUGCCUGUUGGUAACCGAGGGAUGAUGAUGAACGUGCAGGGAGUGGGGUACUCUGACAUGUAUCAUCAGGUGGAAGUCAACAGAGGUAUACAACACCCCUCCAUCCCUUCGCCUUAUCCCAUGAUGCAACGGCCUCAGUUUCCGGGUGUUCAAUAUCAACAGUUUGUACCAGGCUACUUCCCACCGGGCUAUGUGCCAUACACCCAGAAUCCUGGCGGAGUGCAGUCAUACAUGGACACUCACAGUGGCCCGCCGCCACAGGGUCCAUCCACUAUGGGCAUGUACUCAAAUGAGCCAUCAAUGAUGUCAGCAUCUGCACUCUCUGUCCAGGAUGUGGGCUCCAGAAAUGAGUCCAAACUCCUUCACAAUCUGCACAGCAGAAGGAAAGAGAUUUUGGCUAAAAUUCAGAGUAUCCCAACUGGCUUUGAAGGGAGCGUGAGCAACCCCUUGCUGAAGGGGUGUACAUCCUCGCCCCCCUCCGUGAGGGAAAUCAUCAAAGACCCAUACAAAGCAUCCAGCGACAAGGUUGUAGUGUCCACUAAGUCCACAUUGACCAAAGCGGUUAGCGACACACUGAACACCAAUCAGAUCACCUUACUGACCGACGCCCCCCACAAAUCUAAUUGGAGUCAGGAUUAUAUUCCCUGGUCCAGUGGUGAAAACACCCUGUCUGUGUGGACCUCAUCGACAGACACCAAAGCUUCCUCCUCUGACGUCCUGACAGACGGUGGAGACAUCUGGAAUGAAAGUAGUUCUGACAGUACGGAGUUCAUGUUGAACUGGUUGAAGGACAUUCCAGAUGAUCCGGUGCCGGUGGAAAAAAAGGAAGACUCGAAAUGGUGGCUGACAGAGCCAUCCGAGAUGGCCAUGGAGAACCCUGCUAUGGUGGUAGAUCUAAGGAGUAGUAUUUCUGUUUGUUCGGACAAGACAGAUGAGGAGAUUCCAUUUGAUCCUCCAAUUGUCUCCAAGUUUGGACCAAUUUCCAGGUCCUCCAAAACAAAAUUCAAGUCAACUGACCCAGUCCAGGCCACUGCCAACCAGGGUUUGUCUACGGUGACCCCAGUAACGGCCAUCACUCCCGUUCGGCGACCUCAGACAACUGCCUUUCCACAGGAAACUAAGGUCAAGAAAACGAAUGAAGUCAACCUGCCUGGAUACAAUCUCCAGGACAUUUCUACUGAGUGUUACGACAAGUCUGAGAUGGGGCUGCAGGAUUAUGUCAGAAAGGAGCUGUUUCGUCUGGAGAGGCAGGCACAGAAUGCCUACAGUGAGGGAGAGGCACUCAAUUGUGAACUGAAGGCAGUAGAACUCCAGAUCUCACUGGAGGAUGGAUCCAUGUUUGAGGCUCUGCCUACUAAACCAGAGAAGAUGAUCUUUGCAUGGGAGCUGGAGUCUAAGCUGGAGAGACCCCCGGGGUCGUGGAGCAGUUUUGAGAUGCUGGCUGCUGCCACCACCAAAGGAAUGAACUUGGGUGAUAUACACAUGGCUUUGGAUGCACAGAAAAAGGCGACACAGACUUUGCGCAGCAAGCAACAAGAAGAUUAGGAAAAGAGUGGGUUCAGAACGUUGUAGAUGCUGAGAAUGGAUCAUCCUUGUUUACCAGGAUUUCAGUUUACAUUUACCCUCUACCAAACCUCUGGAUCAGCCUUACCAAUCUUUUAGAUUGAUAGGUGCAGCAGAUAUUAAAGAAGCCAAUCUGUUGAACUGUUUGUAAAAACAUUCUUAACAUAGAGCAAUGUUGUCUACAUUGGUAACAGCAAACUAACUGAAAAUGAAAGCAAUGCCAAGACAUGUUCAAUUUGUAAGUAUCAGUAUUCUCGUCAGAAGAAAAGCCACCGAAGACCAAAAAAAAAACGGUAUCCCCUGAAGCCUCUCUGUUGUUGUAGGCCUUAUUACAUAAAUCUUCAAAAUGCUCCGUUAUCCGUCACAUUUUUAUGUAACUAUACGUGUAAUAGACCAUGACAUCAUAGAUACAUGCACCUUGUUGUUUACUGCUAACUUUAUGUGUAAAAAUAAACCCAAGUUUGAUUAGUCCGUACUCUUGAGCAAUGAAUAUCACUUAUUGGCUAAUUUUAUCACAGAAAUUUUCUUGAUAUCUUAAAUAUUGGUUGGGUUGAUUACCCAGGGGUUCGGCCAAAAGUAAACAUAGAGCAAUACUCUGGUAUGUGAGAAUGUCCUGAAACAAGCAACAAGAAGAUAUGGAGAAAACUGGCUCUAGAAAUAUUUUUUGAAGCUAUGGACAGAAGGAAGACUUGGGAGUGUGAUUAUUUUCGGGUUUUUUAUUCUGUUUUGUGUGUAAUUGUACCAUGUGUAUUAACAUAUAACCACUUUUUCACAGUGUGGCUGUUGGUUGCUUUUUUUCUCUACGAUGUAGGGUGAAGGAAAUACUAUGUAUCUUCUGAUUUUGAAUUAAUUACAAAGUUUAUGAAUAUGUGUCUACUGUGUGGACGUAAUGGUGUCAAGUUUCAGAUGGAUUGGAAUAAUUUUUUCUCAUUGUUAUUGAGCAUAUUUGUAUCAAACAUGUUCCAUUUGAAAUAUAGCAUACUUCUCUCUCAGGGUGUUUUUCAUUAACAUCAUAUUGCUGACAGCGUCACUGGCAAACUCUACAACGAUUACAUACAUCACUAUAAUCAAUCUUCCACAACAUGCUGGCCAAUACCAGUUAGGCCAGCUGUACUAGUUUUGCCAGGUUAAUGGAAAGCACCCUAUUUCCUAGUUUUUAGAAACUGAGGAAAACGAUACGUCCUGGUUUAAGUCAGAGAAACCCCUUACUGACCCUUGUGUUACCAUUUUUGUCACUGACUAGAGGGCAGAAAGCUGAUGGGGCAUUUAAAUAGGUGGACCUGAGGGGGGUGGAGAAAGGAAUUCACUGUCACUGGUGUACACAUGACAAUAUAUGUAAAUCUUCAGGUAAACUGAAAACCAUUAUUGACUAUUAUAUAUUAUAUAUAUGCACAACUUCAUUUGCUUCUCUUUUACUUGUAAGUCAAUACUACCCUAUGGAAAUGUAUCUAGUUGUUUUUUGUUUGUUUUGUAUGUGUCACCUGCAAAGCACUUAUCUGUCAUUUGUCUGUCACACGCUAAGAACUUUACAGCUGUAAGAGAUACAAUAAUGUAAAACGUAAAUAUUUGCCAUGUGCAUUUCUUGUGUUAGGUGAUUCUGUGGUUAAUUGUCUGUCUGUGUGUCUGUCUGUCCUAACCAUAAAUUUGUAACAAAGAAAUAUUAAGUGCCCAUACUUCACACAAAUUGCUUGUGACAUUGGGAAUGUCAUGAUCCAAUGUCAUUAGUUUAAUGUCGUCAUUGCCAGGGAGAUAAAACAGAGAAACAGAAGAUACCCAUACUUCACACAGAGACUGCUCAUCAUUUAACAGUGUCUCCUGGCUAUAACCAAGGUCAGUUUUCUUAGUUGAAGGUGGCUGGAGUGACUAUUUGGGUUUUAUUUUGUGACAAAAACAUUAGAUGCCCUCAUUUGGCACUAAGGUGGAGUAGGAUUUAAAGGAUAUGUAAAGACCCCAACCCAAUCAAAUCUGUUCCAGUUAUGAUGAGAAUCUAUGGGGUGGAACCCACGGAUUCUCUAUGGGGUGGAGCCCACGGGGUAUGCAAGGACAAGCCUAUUUAGCAUGUGUAUUCUUUGUGUGUAGAUCAUAUAUAUGUACAAUGAUGCCAUUGCAGGUGGCACAUCUCCUUUGAGACGCUUUAGGGUUUGUUUUUGUUUUUUUAGAGUGUGUGGGUGAGUUUUUUGUAUUUGAAGUUUGCUUACAAAUCGUACCAAUAUUAAAACAUGGUUAUUAACAGUGUACUUCGACAUAACCUUUUCACUUUUGCUAAGUAUUAUGUAAAUCCAAAAUACGAGCAAUCAUCUCACUUAUUUUCAAAAUCAUUAAUUUUGCGUAAGAGGAAAUGUAUAUAAUGAAUUUUUUUUUUUUUAAUUGUUGAUUUGACAUAUCCUUAUUUUACUUCAGGAAUAACACUCUAGGUUUGUAUUGUUUAUUUUUUAUAGGGAGGAAGGGUGGUGUUGAUAAGUUUUAAGAAGAUUAUUGUAUGACACAUAUAUUUGGAUGUCAAUAGAUUCUACACCUAGUGGUGGGUUGGUUUCUGUUUAUUGAAUAGUAACUGUUCUAUUUUACAAAUUAAAAAAUUCUAUGAAUUUUUUCAAUGACAGCUAUAUAAUCUCACCCAUUUCUUUGGGAUGGGACUGCUCUCCAUGAAAUGGAUCCAUUGGGUGGAGGACUGCAGGAGUUGUGUGUUUCAGAAGCUAUUAUUGGCACACCCACUGUGAAAGAUGAAAAUUUGUCUGUUGUAUGUUAUCUGUCUAAAAACAACUUUUCACUUUUUGACUUCCACUGAUCAGCUUUAACCAAACUUAACACAAAGUAUCCUUGGGGGUUCUAGUCUCUUUAGAUUACAUAUUGUGCCUUGUCCAAGGGGAGAUCAUUGAGGACUAAGAUAAGGUGUUUAAAAUUAUUCUUCUCAAGAACCAAAAUUUGCUUGGAAGCAUCCUGAUAUAUUGAAGCUUAAGUUUUAUUUCAAACCAAGAAGAUCUUGUGUAGGGGGUGUAAAGUUUUACACAGGAAUUUAGAAGAAGAAAAAUCAAAUUCUUUUAAGAAGUACAAGGCUGUAUAUCACGUGAUAUAGGUUCGCUAUUCUCAUUUUUGUUUGAUAUUCAAGUUUAUUUAAAGCAGUACCCUUGAGGAUAACGGGAGUUCAAAUUUUUACAUAGGCAAAUGAGGCUACACAGGUGAGCGAUGUGGUCCGUGGGCCUCAUAUUUAGCAUAGCUGUUGUAAACGGUUUACAUUCAGACCAUAAGAUGAAAUGUAUUAGUUUUCUAGAAUUUAUAGGAAAAACUAGGUUUUGUUUUGUCUUUUUACAGUUUUGUACCACAGGAAAUGUUAACAGAAUGUUAAAAUGCACAAAUUCAAUUUUCUCUCUGAUUAUUUUUAAAGUCUCUGAAAAUUUUGACAAUUGUUUUAUACAUCUUUUUUAUUUUUAAGAUACUUGAAUAAGAAAGUACCCAAUUUUGAUGAAUUAGAUAUCGGUAAGGUUUCAGUAAUUCAUGGUUUUAAGUUUUAUUAUGAAUAUGAAUAAUCUGAAUAAUUAAAAAGUCCAGGCCUGGAGGUUAUAAAACUUCUACUGUACUCAAACUCAGCCAUGUUUGUUUUGAGUACAACUCUGAGCAAGCUCUCAACAUACUCGAAAAAUCUUGAGCAUUUACUCCAUUUGAGUAUGAGAAUAAUUUUAUAAAAGUUUUAUGACAUGCACUUUUGAGAUUGAGCAUGAUUUAGAGCAUGGAGUUUGAGCUUGAGUUUGAAAAUGUGCUCAAAAAAGUUUUAUAACAUCCAGGCCAGGUUUUACUGUCACUUUUAUCUAAUUCACAUUACUUAGAUUGUAUGAUAUGUUUGUAUUGGUUUUAUUGUAUAUAAAAUAAUUGAUAACAUGAAAUGCUUUGUAGAUGUAUUUGAGUGAUGAAUAAAUAUUUUAACGAACAAAA
Molecule: messenger RNA, 7497 nt
Organism: Ostrea edulis (European flat oyster)
Lineage: Eukaryota; Metazoa; Mollusca; Bivalvia; Ostreida; Ostreidae
Product: roquin-2-like
Exons: 19
Coding region: 214-3552 (1112 amino acids)
Molecular function (GO): metal ion binding
Source: RefSeq, a predicted model, not a curated record